UCUGAAUGAAGAGUGCAUUACUGGCUAUUAAAAUAAUUGAAGAAAACACACAAUCUAUGAUCAUUUAUUGAACGUCAACGUUGAACAACUGAAAUUAAACACACUUUGCCUACAACAAAGUCACUUUAUUCUUAUAAAAUCAUGCAAAGUAAAUAAACUAUUUUCAGUGAUUUUUCUAUUAAAAGUCUCUUCUAUAUUCUGUAAUUAAUAUUUUAAACAGUGCAUUUCUUGCGUCUCCUGUAAGCAAAUGUUUAAAAAAAAAAAAAAAAAACUAUUUCAGUAUAAUGCAAUGUAUGGUCAUUGUAGUGCAAAGUAACACAAUAGUAACAACUAGAGCAGGUUCAUGUGACUCCCCAUGCAGUAAGGUAAGUAACUUAAAAAAUUUGAUUGCUUAUCGGUUCUGAUUGUAGAUUUCGAUUACUUUUUCGAUGAAUCGCCCAACCCUACUUGGUAUUUAAACAUGAUGUGCAUAUAAAGGCAAUUUUAAAGUAUUAACAAUAUAAAUCAGUGUAUACUGCAAACCCUCAGUGUGUAAUAAACAGAUCUGCCAGUCCUGAAUGGCCUUUUAAUGUUUUUAGUUUGAGGCUCAUCAAUAUUAUCCGAGCUGCUGAAAUACUCUUUAUUUCUUGCCAUUAGUUCUCGUUUUCCCCCUCAUUCAUUAUACUGAUGUCUUCAGAUUCUCGAAAAGCCACAUUAAGUUCAUUUUAUUGGUGUCCGCUGACUUGAACAAAUGAAAUAUUCACAUAUCUUAUUGUCAUCUAUAAGAUAUUAAUAUAAUAUGAUUAUUUCAUCAAUCAGUGUAAAUAAAUCAGAUUCUCUGUUUACUCCUCUGAAGCUCCAUCAGGACAGUGAGAAGAUGAGUGAUCCAGAACCCUGCAGAAUUAAACAGGAAGAGACUGAAGAACUAAUAGAUGUGCUGGUGAAGGAGGAGAGUGAAGCGCUGAGUGAAGAUGAGAGGAAACAUCAUGUCAAAAGUGAAACUGAAACUCAGUCAGAGACUGAAGAUAAUUUUCCGGUGGAAACAACAGAAUUGAAAGGCUUUAUCUGCACUGAGUGUGGAAAGAGUUUCAAGCACAAAUACACACUCAACGUCCACAUGAAGAUCCACACUGGGGAGAAACGCUACAAGUGUUCGCAAUGCGAGAAGAGAUUCAUUCAUUCAGGACAACUGAAACAGCACCAGAGGACUCACAGCAGAGAGAAAUCCUUUCACUGCUCUAUAUGCGGGAGCAGUUUCAAACAUUUGUGUUCUCUACGAAAGCACGCGAAAAACUUUCACGACAUGAUUGUGAAGGAGGAGGAGACUGAAGAACUGAGUGAAGAUAUAAAGGACCACCUUAGUGUUCAUGCAAAGGAGAAGAUACACUCCUGCUCUUGGUGUGGAAAGAGCUUCAUACAGCAGUCGCAUUUACGAAAACAUCAGAGGAUCCACACCGGAGAGAAACCGUGCACGUGUCCUCAGUGUGGGAAGAACUUCUCAAAACCAUCCAACCUCUAUUUACAUCUGAAGAUCCACACUGGAGAGAAACCGCACAAGUGCGAUCAGUGCGGCAAGACGUUUUUGAGGCCUUCAGUGCUGAAGAACCAUCUCAGACUUCACACAAACGACAAGCCUCAUUCGUGCUCCUCGUGUGGAAAGAGGUUUUCACAGCGGUCACAAUUAAAGGACCAUCAGCACGUCCACACUGGCGUGAAAGAGUUUGUGUGCUUCGAGUGCAAGAAGACUUUUGUUAGAGCCGCAGAACUCAAGCGACACCGGCAGAUCCACACCGGCGAGAAGCCGUACGUGUGUUCACACUGCAACAAGAGGUUCAGUCAGUCAGGUGAUGUGAAAGUACAUGAGCUCAUUCACACUACGGAGAGGCCCUACACGUGUACUGAGUGUGGGAAGAGUUUCACACGGUUAAUAUACAUCUACAAACACAUGAGGAGCCACAACGGAGAGAAAGCAAACACAUUUGAUCAGUUAUGAGAGAUUUUACUUCACUUUAAAGUCAUUCAAUUUCUUUGAAUGUACUUCCUGUCGCUUUUAUGGCAGCAUGCAUCGAGGACUGUUUGAUCAGGCUGUGGAUUAAAGCUAAUAAUAUUGUAAAUAAUGUUAUAUUACUUAUCCAGGUUAAUCGAUUUGCUUCACAACACCUUAAGCCUGGUUUAUACUUCUGCGUCAAGUGACCGGCGUAACUCACGGCGCAUGCAACGCGCGUGGCUGUGCAUUUAUACUUCUGCGCGC
Danio rerio (zebrafish) is the source of this 2230-nucleotide messenger RNA. Lineage: Eukaryota; Metazoa; Chordata; Actinopteri; Cypriniformes; Danionidae. The record is from RefSeq and is a predicted model, not a curated record.